GCGCGUCCCGGCGCCUGGGGCCCGUCAUAUAGCUGCUGGCCGAGGCGCUAGUGCGCUGGGGCAGCGCGCGGCUGGCGGGAGGGCAAGCAGGCAGGCGGGCGGGGCCGAGGCCCAGAGACCGGAGCGGCAGGCACCGGGGCGACCUGGAGCGGGGCGAGCACCAUGAGCAGCAAAUGCGACGUGGUCGUGGUGGGGGGCGGCAUCUCAGGUAUGGCAGCAGCCAAACUUCUGCAUGACUCUGGCCUGAAUGUGAUUGUUCUGGAAGCCCGGAACCGUGUGGGAGGCAGGACUUACACUCUUAGGAAUGAAAAGGUUAAAUAUGUAGACCUUGGAGGAUCCUAUGUUGGGCCAACCCAGAAUCGUAUCUUAAGAUUAGCCAAGGAGCUAGGAUUGGAGACCUACAAAGUGAAUGAAGUUGAGCGUCUGAUCCAUCAUGUAAAGGGCAAAUCAUACCCCUUCAGGGGCCCAUUCCCACCUGUGUGGAAUCCAAUUGUCUACCUAGAUCAUAACAACCUUUGGAGGAUGAUGGAUGCCAUGGGGCAGGAGAUUCCCAGUGAUGCCCCAUGGAAGGCGCCCCUUGCAGAAGAGUGGGACCGCAUGACCAUGAAGGAGCUGCUGGACAAGAUCUGCUGGACUAAGUCUGCGAAGCAGCUUGCCACUCUCUUUGUGAACCUGUGUGUCACUGCAGAGACCCAUGAAGUCUCCGCUCUCUGGUUCCUGUGGUACGUGAAGCAGUGUGGAGGCACGACCAGAAUCAUCUCAACAACCAAUGGAGGGCAGGAGAGGAAAUUUGUGGGUGGAUCUGGUCAAGUGAGCGAGCGGAUCAUGGAGCUUCUCGGGGACCAAGUGAAGCUGGAGAGGCCUGUGAUCAGCAUUGACCACACAGGAGAAAAUGUCCUUAUGAAGACCCUAAACCAUGAGAUAUAUGAGGCUAAAUAUGUGAUUAGCGCUGUUCCUCCUACUUUGGGUAUGAAGAUUCACUUCAAUCCCCCUCUGCCAAUGAUGAGAAACCAGCUGAUCACUCGUGUGCCUUUGGGUUCAGUCAUCAAGUGUAUAGUCUAUUAUAAAGAGCCCUUCUGGAGGAAAAAGGAUUACUGUGGAACCAUGAUUAUUGAAGGAGAGGAAGCUCCAAUUUCCUACACGUUGGAUGAUACCAAACCUGAUGGGAACUAUGCUGCUAUAAUGGGGAUGAAAAAACUUUGUGAGCUCUAUGCGAAAGUUCUGGGCUCCCAGGAAGCUCUGAAGAAGCUGAGGAAAUUGACCAGCUUUGGUCUUUGUGGGAAAGCUCUUCUCUGGCUCUCUGAGACUGACCACUUUUACCUCUUUGCUUUUGUUUCAAGGGUACUACGCCAACCAGUGGGCAGGAUUUAUUUCGCAGGCACGGAGACUGCCACACACUGGAGUGGCUACAUGGAGGGGGCUGUGGAGGCCGGGGAGAGAGCGGCCCGAGAGGUCCUGCAUGCCAUGGGGAAGAUUCCAGAGGAUGAAAUCUGGCAGUCAGAACCAGAGUCUGUGGAUGUCCCUGCGCAACCCAUCACUACGACCUUCUUGGAGAGACAUUUGCCCUCCGUGCCAGGCCUGCUGAAGCUCAUUGGAUUGACCACCAUCUUUUCAGCAGUGGCUCUCAGCUUCCUGGCGCACAAAAAGGGGCUGCUUGUGCGAAUCUAGACAGAGGGUGUCUGUAACCACACCCUCUUCUUACUGUAUUUUGGGGUGUGGGUUUGGGUAAGGGGUUGCAAUAAAGUUACACAAAGACAUAAAGAAUGUGGAGUGAGGUGGGGAGCACAAAGUUAGGUCCGAUUCUGACUGCAGGAAACACAUUCUCUCUUUCUCCACUGUGGCCCGAGGUUAGGGUCCUUCACUUGGCUUAGUACUCUGUUUCACCAAUUUCUGAGUUUAUUGCCCUCACAAUCUUUAGAAUAGUUAAAUAGGCUUAAGUUCCUUGCUGUCGUACAACACACCUUGCCCAUGCACAAGCAAUUAGUUUUUUCCUACCUCUGUGGCUUUGUGCUUGUACUUUCACUUUCCUGUAAUAUUCUCACUUCUCCCAGUUUUCUGUGUUAGUUUUUAGAAUCCUGUUUUGUUAUAGCUGGAAGACCUUAGAGACCAUCUAGUCCUCACCUUCUGUUUUAGAGUUGAGCAAACUGAAGUUUACAGAGGUGGAGCUUAAUUGCUCAAGGGCCAUAAUAAGCCACUGGUAUCUUGGAGACUAGAACACAGGUCCAAUGCUUUUCCACCUCCCAGUAUGUAUUCCCCAAUUGCCCCCCUCCACUCCCUGUCAUAGUCAAUGAUGAUGUCCCCUUGUGUGAGUUUACUCUGUGCUGAGCUGUCUUGCCCUACUCAAAUGCUACUCAGUAAAUAUCCUUAAGUCUUACUGUCUUGCACAGUGUGUAUACAGUUGAUUUUAAUUUUUUGAGGGUAAGAAUCUUGUCUUUUUUUCCUUUGGUAUCUUCCAUAUGUCUCAAUACAAAGGUCAGUACACACUUGCGAAAUUAAAAAUAAAGUUGGUUGAGCAGA
Propithecus coquereli (Coquerel's sifaka) is the source of this 2517-nucleotide messenger RNA. RefSeq names its product monoamine oxidase B (gene MAOB). The transcript is spliced from 13 exons. Lineage: Eukaryota; Metazoa; Chordata; Mammalia; Primates; Indriidae. The record is from RefSeq and is a predicted model, not a curated record. The coding region runs from base 163 to 1668 and encodes 501 amino acids. Gene Ontology annotation, molecular function: oxidoreductase activity.